Coffea arabica (coffee) is the source of this 3117-nucleotide messenger RNA. RefSeq names its product putative calcium-transporting ATPase 11, plasma membrane-type. Lineage: Eukaryota; Viridiplantae; Streptophyta; Magnoliopsida; Gentianales; Rubiaceae. The record is from RefSeq and is a predicted model, not a curated record. Gene Ontology annotation, biological process: calcium ion transmembrane transport. Gene Ontology annotation, molecular function: calmodulin binding; ATP hydrolysis activity; P-type calcium transporter activity. Gene Ontology annotation, cellular component: intracellular membrane-bounded organelle; plasma membrane.
AUGGAGAAGUAUUUGAGAAAGAACUUUGAUGUAGAGCCCAAGAGGCCAUCUGAAGAAGCUUUAAGAAGAUGGCGAUCUGCUGUUUGGUUGGUGAAAAACCCUCGAAGGCGGUUUCGAAUGGUUGCAGAUCUUGCCAAACGUGCCGAAGACGCGCGAAAGCUUGAAAAUUUUCAGGAAAAGAUACGGGUAGCUUUGUACGUUCAAAAAGCAGCAUUCCAUUUUAUUAGUGGGGUUAGUCGAGGCGAGCAAUACAGGACAUCUGAAGAGAUUAAGCAAGCAGGUUAUGGCAUUGAUCCGGAAGAACUCGCUACUAUUGUGCGGAACCAUGAUUUCAAACGCUUGGAACAACAUGGAGGAGUUGAAGGGUGUGCAAAAAAGUUAUCUGUUUCCAUCCAAAAUGGGGUAUCCUCCAACGAAAUUCAUCACAGACAGAAGAUAUUUGGAGUAAAUCAAUUUGUUGAGAAACCUGCAAGACCCUUUUGGAUGUUUGUAUGGGAUGCCUUGCAAGAUAUGACUCUGAUAAUUCUCAUGGUAUGUGCUGUGAUCUCUGUAGGAGUUGGAAUUGCUACUGAAGGAUGGCCAGGAGGUAUGUAUGAUGGUUUAGGAAUAAUCUUGUGUAUCUUGUUGGUAGUUUUAGUCACUGCAAUCAGUGAUUACAAGCAGUCGUUGCAAUUCAAGGAUCUGGAUAGGGAAAAGAAAAAUGUAAUUGUUCAGGUUACCAGAAAUGGAAGCAGACAGAAGGUAUCUAUACAUGAAUUGGUGGUCGGAGACAUAGUUCACCUAUCCAUUGGAGAUCUAGUUCCCGCAGAUGGGAUGUUUUUAUCAGGUUAUAGCCUGUCAGUUGAUGAAUCAAGCCUUUCAGGUGAAAGUGAACCGGUUGAUAUAGGAAGAGAGAAUCCUUUUCUUCUAUCUGGUACUAAAGUGCAAGAUGGAUCUGGUAAAAUGCUUGUGACAUCAGUUGGCAUGAUGACUGAAUGGGGAAGAUUGAUGGAUACUUUAAAUGAAGGGGGAGAAGAUGAGACACCAUUGCAGGUGAAGCUAAAUGGGGUUGCAACUAUUAUAGGAAAGAUUGGUCUGACUUUUGCUAUUUUGACAUUUUUGGUGCUCACAUUUAGGCUUAUAGCAAAAAAGGCAAUACUUGGUCAAAUCAGAAAAUGGUCUACCAAUGAUGCACUGGAUCUGCUUAACUUCUUUGCUAUUGCAGUGACGAUUCUUGUAGUUGCUGUACCUGAAGGGCUGCCUUUAGCUGUAACACUGAGUCUUGCUUUUGCAAUGAAGAAGCUGAUGAAUGAUAGGGCGCUAGUGAGACAUCUCUCUGCAUGUGAAACCAUGGGUUCCGCAAAUUGCAUUUGCACUGAUAAAACAGGAACAUUAACAACCAAUCAUAUGAUAGUUACAAGACUAUGGAUAUGUGGAGAAUGUAAGAUUAUAGGAAGUAACAGCUCUCAAAAUGCUUUGAUGUCUACUGCAUCAGAGGAAGUACUACACACGCUUUUGCAAUCUAUAUUUCAGAACACCAGUGGUGAGGUUGUGAAAGGAAAAGAUGGAAAACCAAGCGUUCUAGGUUCUCCAACAGAGACAGCCUUAUUAGAGUUUGGCAUGCUUUUUUAUGGCAACAGGGCUCCAAUAUUUCGUGAGUCCAAAAUACUAAAGGUUGAGCCUUUCAAUUCAAACAAAAAGAAAAUGUCUGUGACAGUGUCUCUUCCAGGUGGUGGGGUUCGAGCAUUUUGUAAAGGUGCAUCAGAAAUUGUACUGGGUAUGUGUGAUAAAUUAAUUGACAAGGAUGGCCAGUCUGUCCUUCUGACUGUAGAUCAGAGAAAAAGCCUAACAGAUGUCAUAAAUGGCUUUGCCUGUGAAGCUCUUAGAACCCUAUGCUUCGCUUUCAAAGAUAUAGAAGGAAAUUCUUCUACAGAUGAUAUUCCUGAAAACUCUUACACACUCAUAGCAAUUGUUGGAAUCAAGGAUCCUGUCCGCCCAGGUGUAAGAGAAGCAGUUCAGACUUGUUUAGAUGCUGGAAUUAUUGUCCGGAUGGUAACCGGUGAUAAUAUUCAUACAGCAAAGGCCAUAGCUAGAGAAUGCGGAAUACUGACUGAUGACGGCAUAGCCAUAGAAGGCCCAGAGUUUCGCGAAAAGAAUCUGCAGGAAAUAAAAAAGAUAGUACCAAAGCUGCAGGUGAUGGCAAGAUCUUUACCUCUGGACAAGCACAAAUUGGUGACCUUCUUGAGGAAAGAAUUGAGAGAAGUGGUGGCAGUGACUGGUGAUGGAACUAACGAUGCUCCAGCUUUGCAUGAGGCAGAUAUUGGACUAGCCAUGGGCAUAGCAGGAACUGAGGUUGCUAAAGAAAAUGCUGAUGUAGUCAUAAUGGAUGACAAUUUCGCAACCAUAGUGAAUGUUGCCAAAUGGGGUCGUUCUGUUUACUUCAACAUUCAAAAGUUUGUACAAUUCCAGUUGACAGUAAACGUGGUUGCUCUGAUAACAAAUUUCGUUUCUGCUUGCAUCACAGGUUCUGCUCCUCUCACUGCUGUUCAAUUGCUUUGGGUGAACAUGAUCAUGGAUACUCUUGGAGCCCUAGCACUUGCAACAGAGCCUCCACAUGACGGGCUAAUGAGAAAACCACCAAUUGGCCGGAAUGUUAACUUCAUUACAAAGAUUAUGUGGAGGAACAUAAUUGGUCAGAGUGUCUACCAAUUGGCUGUCCUUGGAGUAUUACAGUUUCAGGGAAAGAAGCUUUUCAAUCUUAGUGGUCCAGAUUCCACCUCUACUCUCAAUACCCUAAUCUUCAACACUUUUGUGUUCUGCCAGAUAUUCAAUGAAAUAAACAGCCGCGACAUGGAAAAACUAAAUGUGCUGCGUGGCAUUUUUGGGAGCUGGAUUUUCAUGUGGAUAAUUGUCUCGACAGUGGCUUUCCAAGUUGUCAUAGUAGAAUUCUUGGGAACAUUUGCAGAUACGGUACCUUUAAGCUGGAAUUUGUGGUUGGCCAGCAUCUUUUUUGGAGCUGCUGGUUUGCUCGUUGGAGUUGUACUCAAGUGCAUCCCUGUUUCGUUGGAGAGGAAGACUACGGCCACUGCUAGCAGCCAUCAUGAUGGCUAUGAAGCACUACCCACAGGACCAGUUUAA